UUCCGGCAUUUUGAUCCCAUCGCCACCCAGACUACACACCCCGCAGAAAUUACAAGCAAAUUGAAAUCUCGAAGCAUCCUCACCAUCCUCACUAAAAACCCAAGAAAACUGAGCAAAUCCAUUUGAGGACCAAUUAUGGGAUGCACUGCCAACAGAAUUGGGAUAAUUUCUGCGGUGGUUGUGGACAGGUUUUGCCAAAAAACCCGGCCCCAUAUAUUUGUUGCCUUUUUGCGCCGAAUGUGAACGGCCUGCAACAAAACUUCAACUUCGGCCAGAAAAUCGAGGACGGAGGUGAUGUGCACGGCCGCAUUACUCAUUUACGUGGGGACAUCCCACUCCCUGAAGGUCUCAUGCCGGGCAUAAGCUCCGAACAGCAGGCUGGUCUAAGCCCUCCCCCUCAUGCUGAUCUGUGAAACAUGUCUUGCUGGUUCGCCUGAUAAUUCUCGAUCCGACACCCUGAAAAUAUCGUGUCACUACCAAACAUCGAUCGAGUUCCCCUAUAGCAGGUCAACAUUUGGGAAGAUCAAAAACGCUCAUAAAUUUUAAAAUACGCAUUCAUUCAUUUAUACAAUCCCGCAUUCAGUAUUUCUACUAAGACAAGCUCAGAGGAACGGAUGGGAUUUAUCGGCCCACUCCUUUGGGACCUUCACUACAAAAAGGUGGUGAAACAUUUUGCAUGCGGAAAUAUUUGUGCCUAUGCCUGUCUUGUCGUCGUGGUUGCCGAAGAACGGAUUUUGUAUGCGGUAUAUGCUGAUGUGAUUGAUAGUUCCAAAAAAGGAGACAGCAAAUUUUAUGGACGUCACAUAUAUAUAAAUAUAUCAAGGACAACACAACGUUUACGCUUCUUUCCGGAGGAAACAGAUUUUGAACGCCAGGCAAACCCUCAAAUGAAGCUGGACUUGUUGACUGGUCCUUUUACAAUGCCGGCGUUCUGGGCGGGAUCAAUAACCGGCACAGCAAAAAGCUCAAAGUUGCAGCUGGCCAGUUUACAAUUCAAAUCCCCACACCCUCAAUGUAACUUUUUUUGGCUUUUUUUUUCCUGUGGACAACUUGCCACUACCUUGCGUUACCAAAAAGAAAAGGCAAUUUCCCGCCGUUGUGCUGACCAAAACCGGACAAUUUUCGGUGCUUCCAAAAAAGCUUGAUACACCACCGGAAUAUUCCUGUUGGAGCAACACACAUCACAUAUAACAACACAUUACUCAACAAACCACUGUUACAAACUACUUACACAAUAAAAAAAAUCGCAACACACAAAUUAAA
Messenger RNA from Musca domestica (house fly), 1263 nucleotides. RefSeq lists its product as uncharacterized. The transcript has 5 exons. The record is from RefSeq and is a predicted model, not a curated record. Bases 615 to 1145 code for a protein of 176 amino acids. NCBI's taxonomy places the organism in Eukaryota, Metazoa, Arthropoda, Insecta, Diptera, Muscidae.